Messenger RNA from Alternaria incomplexa, 1314 nucleotides. RefSeq lists its product as uncharacterized. The transcript is spliced from 2 exons. NCBI's taxonomy places the organism in Eukaryota, Fungi, Ascomycota, Dothideomycetes, Pleosporales, Pleosporaceae. The coding region runs from base 1 to 1314 and encodes 437 amino acids. The record is from RefSeq and is a predicted model, not a curated record. Gene Ontology annotation, cellular component: Swi5-Swi2 complex; Swi5-Sfr1 complex. Gene Ontology annotation, biological process: double-strand break repair via homologous recombination; meiotic joint molecule formation; meiotic DNA recombinase assembly involved in reciprocal meiotic recombination.
AUGACUUUCGAGAAGGGCGUCACCGAAAUCGCGGACUCGGAUGAUGAUCCGAUGACGUCGCCACCUGGUGUUGUUCCGGAUGAAGCGGGCGACAAGCAUUGCGCAGUGUCCAAUGUUCCGUACCAAGAGCGACAAGACGCGUCGCGCGAGGCAGAUGGCCUCCAACAAGCAUUCGCCGAACGCGAUGCCAGCACAACUGAAGUCUUGGGCGCCGAUACCACCAAUUCUCCAGUUGAUGUCGACGCGUCAAGAAUCGAUCAGACUAACAUGAUACCCAAUGAGACAACUGCAGCGCAAAGCGAGGAAGGAGCGACUGUCGAAAGUGGCAGUCAUGGCCUGGAACUCCACACACAAAUACAUCCACAACAGCUAGAAUCGACGACCAGAGACAAGUCAAGUGGGCCUCACGUGAUGGUCGUUCCAACUGAAAACGGGGAUCCAGUUGCCAAGGAUGUCGAAUCUGACCCCUCAGCCUGCGGUGACGAACAGCAGCCACCUGUAAGCCAUGCCAGUCCAUCUUCUGCCGAACAGGAAGUAGCUGAGGCUAUUCAAUCCACCAUGGCGGAUGCGACGUUGAAGGACCGAUCUCGGCCGACCGCAACAGCUGCCAGCAUGCAGUCGAAUACGACAAGGAUUGCAUUAGGCUCGUCAGGCGACGCAGGUCCUGCUGCGACCAUGCCGGACGACUACACCAGCUCCACGCUCCAUAGGGUUCAAGACACUGAAGCUACGCCUCCUGAUGCGCGAAUGCACAUCAACACUAGCGAAGCUGCCAUGAUUGAAAACGGAUCUAGCUCUGAGAUCGGCCAGGAACAAACUUCCCGAAGCACAUCCGUGGACCAGCAACCAUCCGCAGAAGAAGUGGCAUUACCGAAAGAGAGCGCAGGCUCAAGUUUUGGUGCUAGUUCACCAAUCGCUGAACUAUCUACCCAUGCCCAACCACACGCUGACGCCCAACGCUUGUCAUCGCCCAUCCCAAUGCAUCCAUCGAGAACACCACAGGAAGUCACUCUUGACAAUCUGAGGGCCCAAAAAGCUGCACUCUUGGCCUCUCUCAGUGCCCUUCCAGCGAUCCAAGUGCUGAUGGAAGAGAACGCUCUUUCAGAUGCCGAAUCAGGCGAUGCUAGCGAUGAACCUACUGAGACCGAUGUCAUGGCAGCCGCAAACAAAAUCGUGAAAGAGCACAUCAAAUUACUACACGAAUACAACGAGCUGAAAGAUGUGGGUCAGGGGUUGAUGGGCCUUAUUGCGGAUCAGCGGGGCGUACGGAUAGUCGAAGUUCAAGAGGAGUUCGGCAUCGAUGCGCAGGACUGA